This is a messenger RNA of Penicillium taxi, 2667 nucleotides long. Its product is annotated as exocyst complex component Sec10 family protein. The transcript is spliced from 3 exons. Gene Ontology annotation, cellular component: exocyst; cytoplasm. Lineage: Eukaryota; Fungi; Ascomycota; Eurotiomycetes; Eurotiales; Aspergillaceae. Gene Ontology annotation, molecular function: protein binding. The coding region runs from base 1 to 2667 and encodes 888 amino acids. The record is from RefSeq and is a predicted model, not a curated record. Gene Ontology annotation, biological process: Golgi to plasma membrane transport; exocytosis.
AUGCCGCCGAACGGGAAAAAAGGAAUGACGCCGACGCAGCCACGCAGAGAUGUGCUGGCCUCUCUGCGUAUGGCGUCUAUGGAAGAAGUUGCGCGGGCUUCCUUACCAGCUGAGAUCAUGUCGUCCAUUCUUGAUCACCUCGGUCCUGUUGACCUCAUCCACGCAGCGCGGUCAUGCAAGCUCUUACACGAAAUGGCAUAUGAUGAUACCAGAUGGGUAUACAUGCUAAAGCGAAUUGGGUGCUGGAAUGAGACAGAUGCUCGAAAACAUAUCGAAAAAUCAUACGGGAGCAUUACGAAUAUGGAUGCUGUUGGUGAGCAAGAAGUGGCUGAGGUAGUAGGAGCUGUGGCCUCCGCGAUUGCGGCUCAGGACUCAUCCGCGACAGAUGUGAACGCUAUCUCUGAUGGGUUUGACAAGAUCGAGAUCGGGAAUAUAGCUUCACAGCCCAACUUGCUUGAAACUGAUAUGGAAGAUCCAGAUUUGGUGGUGAUAAAGCAGGCGAAGUCCAUUCGGGGUGAAGCUCGUCAGGAGUACGGGAAGAUUCAUGCCGUAUUGGCACCUUUUUACAACGAUAUCGUGAGGUCUGGGCCGUCGACAGAUAAUCUGGUUUUCCAAAAAUAUACAGAUGAGCGAUCCCAAGCGCAGAUAUUGUCUCAGUUGCGUGACUUUGCCAAAUCAGAUAUGAUUGACGGCUGGGAAGAACGGGAAGAUCGCCUGGAGAACACAGUGUCCAUGUUUGAAACUACUGCUUUGAAUGAGUUCCGGAAAGCCUACGACACAGAGGACGUUGAUGGAAAUAUGCGAAAAUACGGAAAUGUCUUGUGGAUGCUCAAUGGCGGCAAUUCCGCGGUGGAGUUGUUUAUUCGCCACAAUCAUAUAAUGACUCGCAAGGAAGAGCUCGGAUCGCCAGCCGAUUGCAUUGACUUGACCGGCAAAUUGAGACUUCAGCACACACAGGCCUUUUUUACUCGCGUAAGUGUUGCUUAUAAUGAGGAGGUUACUAUAAUGAACCGCGUUUUUCCUCCGGAGCUGGACGUGGCGUCUGCCUUCAUGCAAAAGGUCGGAAAGGAUGUCCUCUCUCCAUUUUUGACAGCUAUAUUUGACGAGCUUCAUCGCACUAGCGUGGAGUCGUAUCUGAGCGCGAUUUCACUCACCUUCAUCCAGUGCAUGAACUUAUCUGAAGCUCUUCUGCCCAUCCGAAACUCCAACGAUAAAUUCGACCAGUAUCUUGAUGCUGUCGUUUGCAAGAUCUACGAGCCACACAUUGAACUAUAUCUAGCAGAAGAGCUCAAUUACUUCCGAAAGGGGUGUGAGGCGACAGUUACCGACUGGGAUCGCCAGCUUUCCGAACAAGCAGCCUCGACUGAAUCAUAUCUGAUGUCGAAUGUCAACCGACAGGCUGAUAAAAGAGACUUCCUUACAUCAUUUAAGAAAGUGAUCAUGAUGCCAGUGAACAUACUCCCAAGCUUUUCCAAGUCCAAUGGAGACUCGAAACCAGAUGCAGGCACUAGUGACAGCGGCACGCCCACAACUUCCAAGAGUCCCAACCGAUUCUCCACGAUCACAUCUCCUGCUCCGGCGUUCCCCGAAGAAGCCCCAAGUACUGAACUUGCAGCCAAGGCAGCCAUCAUGAAAACAAAGAUGGAAGGCAUUCGAUCUUUGUUCAGCAUUGAAAUCGCCCUGAGCCUGGUUCAUACCGCAAAAUCUAGUCUCGAGAGAGCCGCGCAGUUUGUGCGCCUCGGUGGACAAUACGGUACGGCAGCGAAGAAUCAAUGCGCGGCAAUCUUUGUCGCUCUCUUGCGGAUUCUGGGCUACCGCCAUGUCAUAAUCGGCUUCGACAAGGCGAUCGAUCAUCUGUCUAACUACCGACCACGCGAACAGGAUGAGCGUGAUCAGUCUGGUGUAGAGCCUUUAGUGACAUUCUUGGAGCUGGUCAACGUCGGGGACCUGAUUUUACAAAUGGUGGACGUUUUCUACGAACAAGAAUUGAUUGGUACAAGGCUGACAGAUCGGAACGACUUCCUCGACCCUGCUGUGAAAGAGAAGAAGAAAUUUGAGCAGCUCCUUGAUGAACGUGUUGCUUCUGGCUUGAAUAAGGGUAUUGACGUCCUCAUGGAAGAAGUAGACUAUAUCCUCGCCACGCGGCAGCUGGCUACAGACUUCAAUCCGGGUGUAUCGUCUGAUCCCCAUCGACAGACUAUGGACGUGGGUGUGAGUGAAGCCGCCACGGCUGUGGUGGAUAUUGUCUCAUCUCACACGCAGAUGCUGGUGGGAAGUACGGAUAAGAGCACACUGGAUGUGUUUAACCAAGAAGUCGGCCUCCGCUUAUUCACAGCUCUAUGCAAACAUCUCAAGCGACAGCGCAUCAGUGUCGAGGGAUCACUGAAGCUAAUCAGCGACAUGAACCAUUACUUCAAAUUCGUACAGACACUGAGGAACAGCGAGCUACUCUUAUAUUUUAAGGCUUUCCGGGAACUUGCACAGAUCUACCUGAUCGAUCCGUCUGAUGCUAAAGAGCUAGCGACGCUUAUUGCCGACGCAGAUCGGUUCCAGGGGAUCUGGCGCGUGGAAGAGGUAUAUGAGUUUGCGGAGCGCAGAGCUGACUGGUACCAGGUCAAGCGCAAUGUAGAACGAGCCAUGUAUGGCAUUGGAUGUAGCUUGAUGUAA